CAAUGGCGCUCACUAUCAUGGGAUAAGCUAUCGCGAAGAAAAUGUAAGAACGCCCUGGGGUCGAUCAAGAAGCUAUGCCGGUGAUGGACCAAUAUAUUUACCAACAGAACAUAGGCCAAAAUGGGAACCACCCCCCGUGCUUCAAAGAACACAUCAACACUUUGGCAGUGGCCUGUUUCCCCACCCUAGGUGAGUUAACAUUAUAAUUUGACUGACAUAAGUGAGACUUUCAAGCCCCAUAUGCUAAACAAACAAGCUUUCCUUGGCAAGUGUAGUGGUGUACCUUCUCGUGUGUACGGUCAACAAGUUUUCCUUUACAAGUAUUUAUUGUAGAGCUAUUAUAGAGAGAGAUUUUAUAGUAAAAUUGAGAAAGCCAGGUUUUACAAAUUUCUCAACAACUGAAGGAUAAAUCAAUUCGAAAUUGAUCAAGUGGAUCCAGUGAGCUCUUUCUGUAUAUAUCUGGGGCAAGAACUUAAGUCAUUCGGCAUAUAAGUAAAGUGCAGCCGAUAGCUAUUAAUUGAGGUUUUUUAAAACCUCAAUUAAUAGCUAUCGGCUGCACUUUAUUUUGUUUUUUCUAACGAAUCUUAACGCUAGUCAAGUAACGUUUUCAGUUUAUAAAAUCAUAUAUAAUAUUAGUCUUUAAGGUGGCUCACUAGGGUUUUAUAACAGAGGGUUAUGUUCUUCAUAUACUGUAUAUGUAAAUAUCGCAAGUAAUCGCGCGAGUUCACAAUACGAACAAACCGUGGUGUUAAAGAAACUGAUAUAAACAAAUACGUGUGCCUUGCUUUAAUUAAACUAUAAAGUAAGUUCUAAAAUUCACAACGAUACUUGGAUGUAAUGUUUCAGAAAAAUACAGUGUAAAUUACACAAACCAACCGUACACGAGGAUCGCGUCGAGUACUUUGAGAUAUGGUAUAAACUUUCCUUUGUAUUCCCAAUAUUUUCUACACCAUACAGCAUCACUUCUGUCGAUAAAGAUGACUUAAAAAUAACGAGCCCUCCACUCUUUGAACAGGCGCUCGCGAAAACAUCGGUCAUCAAUCGUUGAGCAUUUUCAAAUUAAUGCCAACAUAUCACAUGCAGCCAGUAAUCUCUUAUUUUUUGCCACCAUUUUAUUUUACAUGUAAUCAACCACGGUUAGUUGAUCAUCAACCGACGUGCAGUAAUUAAAACAGCAGAUUAAAAAAAUUUAUAUUUUCAAAUUUUAACUCUAUUUUAAGCACACCGUUGCCAUAGUAGGCUUUCAGCAUAAAAUUUCGGCUUCAUGCCAUGUGCAUGAAGUGAAGCGGAAUACGGUAGUGUAUAUAGUACAUGCAGUGCAAAAAUCCUAGAAAGCCAUUGUAAUUGAAUCCAAGUCAAAAUACAAAAUUUCGCCACAACUCCCUCAGCUUCGUACAGACCGACCGCCCAGACAAAAACAUUAGAAAGAUAUUGUGCUGAUGUCCAAUAGCUCUUCAAUUUUCACGAUUUUUGGCUUUGCUAUUUGUACUCGAGUUAUAUGGUGCUCACUGCUCACUAAGCUGACCCAGUUGUUCUGAAAAUCUUGCUUCACUGCUGGACAAGCAAAAGGUUUAUACUGAAACAAAUGCCGCAGCAGUUAUAAAGUUAAAAUAUUCCCUGAUAUUCAAAAUCACCUCUGCUGACCCUUGUAGAGGUUAUCCUUUUGUUCAAUUUUACGACGUGACUCAACUGAAGAGAAGUGAUCUGAGAAGCAGUGAUGAAUUGUAAGUAUAGAAUCAAUUAAUCAUGAUUUUUUCUGUGUUGGUGUUAUAUAAUCAGGUGAAUAUAUGAUGCUUGUGAUGUUACUGUGAGUGUGUAUCCACACCGGGCAAGCUUUAAAACUAAAUAUGCCUGACCAUGGUAAUAAUCGAACCUACGAUCUUUGGAGUACUAUCCAAUGUUCAGCCAACUGAUCGAGUACGCGGUCAGGUCGUGGUCAUGCAGGCAUAUUUUUCAAGCUUGCCCGGUGUAGAUAUACACUCAGAGUAACAUCACAAGCAUCAUACUUACCUGAAUAUAUUACACCAACACAGAAAAAUAUCAUGAUUACUAGAUUACAUUGAUAUCGAAGGAACUAGAUUCUGUUCCGAAUUAUCACAUACUCGAACCGACCUGACCGCGUAGCUCAGUUGGCAGUGCAUUCGACUAGUAUUCCAAAGGUCGUCGGUCCGAUUUCCACCGUGGUCAGGCAUAUUUUUCAAGUUUGCUCGUUGUGGAUAUAUACUCAUGCAGAGUAACAUCACAAUUGCAUCAGAAUAAAUUAACUUAUAUUCGAUGCGACUAGUCGUAUUGGAUGAUCAUUCUAGCGUAUGGAAACGAGUGCUAACGCCACUAUUCCUGUUCAUCUGUUCAUGCAUGGCGAAAUAUGAAAUGUGACAUCUUGCUGUAUCGCGUAAAUGAACCUUUACAAUAUCUUGAGUGUUGGGGCAGCGAUAAAGUAUAUGCACGGGCUUGGUUGAGUAUACCCGGCUUUUUAUGACGAGGUGUGAAGAAUCAGUGGAUCACUAAACGAACGAGUGACCACUUUGAAGAAGUGCAUGUUUAACGACAAUUCACAAUGAGUAGAUAAAAAACGUGCAAACGAACCAAUCAUGCAUAAAAAAUAUUAUUAUAGUGAAACAUGGCGCGUUCAAGGAGGGUGACCGAAAGACUAAAUGGCGAGGAUAAGUUCGUGUUGAAGUUGAAGUUCGUCGGCUUCGCUUCAGGCUAAAAUAAUUUGCCCGAAGUCGAAAUAUACAGUAAUAAGGUUUAUUCUCAUUUUCGGUCAGCUUUGCAGGGAUUGAAUCAGAUUUUGUUAAAACUCGGAUUGUAACACGGAUUGGAAUGCGCCAAUUUAAGCAUAUUCACAAAUGACCACUUCAUCAGAAGAUAUAAAGUCCAUGCAAAAUUACUCGGGACUGUUGAAAUAUGUCUACCAAAGAUAGAGAAAUGUUUUGUUACAUUAUUUACAUGCAGGUAACAUGCAAGCAAAUUAAUAAUAAUGAUUAAUUAAUGGUAUUUAUAGGAUACCAAGACCAUCAACAAGUCAAGUGCAGUAAGUUGUUGACAUAUCAGUUUUGUUUAUAGUUACCGAGUUACCAAUUACAUAAUCUGAUGAGGGUGAAAUUGUUAAACAGCUAACAAAUUAGUGAACAACUAACAAAAUAGAUAUAUCGGCCUUUUUAUGCUUGAUCAUAGGAAAACAAAAUUAAAAUCUAUUUCAUGAAAAGAUGUUGCAUAAUUCCAAUCAGGAAAUAGAUUUAUAUUAAUUUUAACAAAUUUUCAUCAUUCCUUAGAAUAUUACCCCCAUCCUUUAUUAGGCUCCCAUCUUCCAGCUAUUAAGGUCCCCAACCUCUAUUUAGCCAUAACAUCUGUUUAGCUGCUUCAUCUAUGAAGCCCCAUUCCUUCAUUCAGCCCACGCUCUCCAUUAUCCAUCCUCUAGUUAUCCCCCGCUCUCUAUUAGCCACCACCCUCUAUUUUGAACCAUCCUAUAUUUAGCGCUUUUCCUCUAUUUAAUCUCCAAAAGUAAUGAAGGCAAACAUAAUUUGUAACGUUUACUGGCAAUACCGUGUAUGUAGUGGUUUUACCGAUAUGGCUAAAGAAUGGUGAAUUGUAUGAAAAUUUCUCAAAACGUUCCUCUAAUCAUGGUUCUUUAACUUAAAUAUUUUGCAUAAGAACGUGAAUAUUUACUUCGGUUCCAGCCUUUAUUUAGGCCCCUUCCAAUAAGCCCCCAGACCAGAACGGUCGGAAAAUGUAAACCCCCUGUGGGCUAAAUAGACCGAAUAUGAUAACAGGCAAUUCCAGCUUUUAGUUUAUGCGCGCAGGGGUUGAUGGAAAGUAAGGUAUCACAUUGCUGAAUAUGCUGAAAAAAUAAAAAUGGUGGCCGCGUAAACACGGAAUUAUAGCUUAUACUUGUAAAUAUGGAAAUAUUUCGGUUGUUUUGGCAGUUUUUAUUGAAAUAUAUCAGCAUAAUCAGCAAUAUGAUACCUUACUUUCGAUCACCCCCCUGCGCGCGUACAUUAGAAGCUGGAAUUGCUUAUUCCGAUUUUUUUUUUAUUCAGCGACAAGCAGAUCAAAGUCGAGUUUCCACAAGAACAUCCCCUUAGUUCUCACAUGUCAAGACAAGAAAUGUUUCCAAAAGUCGACACUCCGAUCAUAGUGGACCCGUCAAGCAAAGUAGAAGACCCUCUGCCUAAUACAAACUCUCUUCCAUCGCUAGUUCCAGCCCCCAGCUCGACAGUUGUUGUUCAAAAGGUCAUGGGAAACUUUGCCCGCAGGGAGGUGUUUACUCCUCAGACAAGUGCCUUACGACAACCUCUCACUUUGAGUCAUAGGAAAGUUGAACGUCUACAGGUAUGACGAAUAUAGUAGCGUAACCAGCCCGACGAUUUACUCCAGCUAUGCAAAUAUAUUCGUGUUCAUUGACUGUGAAAACAAUCAAUUUCUAAAUAAAUGAAUAAUGAUAAUAAUUUUGAAUUUGCAUAGCGGGACUAAAUUGUCGAACUUGCUACGCCACAGAUGCAUAUAUAUCUUUUAUACACUAGGUAGUGCAUCUAAUUAUUCUGCAAUUCAAAAAUUGAAGCCGUGAUCGAUUGCAGACUCAGGAUAUUCCCAUGAAAUGAGAAGAUUCGUAUGUUUUCUAUUUCUUAAACAGGGAACUUAAACAUUAAGUUAGACCUAUUUCAAAUACAUUUUUUAAAUUUAAUCUAUUCAAAUGAUGAGAGUUAUUGUUGUUUUUUAAGCGUUUCUUAGCGAGUGGAAACUACCAACAUGGCCGCCAUCUAUUCAAAUGGGGGUAACCGCUGGAAUAUUCUUGGCUUCAAUUUUACUAUAAAAGAGAUGCGCUAUCUAGUGUAUAUAAGAUAUCUAUGCACGAAUGACGAAGCUCAGUUUAAUUUGUUCAGAUACCCCCUUACCUAUGUACUUCCCAGGAAAGAAUUUACUAUGGGUAUCUGGGGGUGGGUGAACGGGUGCGCAUACCCUCUUGUAACUUUGCCAAGGGAGGACGGGGGCAGGAGAGUGCAAAAUUUCUUACCAAAUUUACCUUUUGGGCUCUCUCAAUGAUGAUAAAACCCUGCGACAGUGGAUCGUUUUUAGCUGGCACCACGACAAGCGCCCGCUCAACAUUCCCUACACCAGUUCGAGGUAAGCACUGUACUUCUGCAAUUGUUACAUUGUGCUUCUAUUCUUAAUCAUUACAGAUUGAGAACCCUUGGUUUUCACGACAUGAAGUUAUGACGCAGUUCAAUAAACAAUACCCUACUGUGAUACCAAAAAUCGCUUUAAAUAUUCAGAAAAAGAAACAACCAAGUUGGCUUGUUUAUGGCGCUAAUGCUAUCUGA
This is a messenger RNA of Paramuricea clavata, 5321 nucleotides long. NCBI's taxonomy places the organism in Eukaryota, Metazoa, Cnidaria, Anthozoa, Malacalcyonacea, Plexauridae. The record is from the annotation of a GenBank genome assembly.